AUGGCUACAAAGCCAGAGAAGGCUGUUCCCAGCAUAGCUUCCACCACUCCAAGGCCGGACUUCCCCUACAACAUUGAGUUCCGGGCGGAGAACUUUCAGCUCUCGCAGUUGGAGUUGAAGCGGAAGACCAGUUACGACGUGGUGCUUCUGUUGAAGAUUACCAAGUGGAUCCACAUGAUGUAUGGCGACGUUGGAAUCGAGGAACUCUUCACCAAGUGCCACGAGUUGCUGCGCCUGGGAGGUCUAUUGAUCUUGGAGGCACGGAGCUAA
Cladocopium goreaui is the source of this 270-nucleotide messenger RNA. NCBI's taxonomy places the organism in Eukaryota, Dinophyceae, Suessiales, Symbiodiniaceae. The record is from the annotation of a GenBank genome assembly.